Messenger RNA from Fusarium venenatum, 552 nucleotides. RefSeq lists its product as uncharacterized. Lineage: Eukaryota; Fungi; Ascomycota; Sordariomycetes; Hypocreales; Nectriaceae. The record is from RefSeq and is a predicted model, not a curated record.
AUGCGUGCUUCUGAUUUUGCCAAAGCUGCACUACCAGCUUUCGCUACUUAUGUAGCGGCAGCUAAGAAUUCGGGACCAUUUUCUCUGUAUGCUUAUGGUCCUGAUGUUGGUGGACUUUCGCUAUUCUCUGCAGGCGAUGCGAUAUAUGUAGGCAACUUCAGCCGCCUCGAUGAUGUCCAGGCCGCACCAAUUCAAUUCACCUUUUCCAACAAUGAGUUGAAGGCCUCCCCCAACACCACGGAUCUUCCGGGCGAUAAACAUCCUACCUGGUCAAACAAGCCGCUCGUCAUCCCUGGUCCAUCGUCUGCAUCCAAGACUGUCAAAAUGGUCAACAGCACAGCCAACACUAGUAACUACAUCUCAGACUUCAUGUUUUACGGAUCGUUCUUUAUGGCUGAGGAAAGUGGAGAAAUGCUUUCUCUCUGGUAUAGACAGGACACUGACAUUGAGGGUGUCUAUACUGUCGGCUGGAAUGCUUCGACCUCGGCGAAGUCAGAUGAAGUGGUGCCUCUCACUUUGAAGAGGACUGCGCCAUCGAACCCAUCUAAUUAG